Arabidopsis thaliana (thale cress) is the source of this 1098-nucleotide messenger RNA. RefSeq lists its product as uncharacterized. The transcript has a single exon. The record is from RefSeq and is marked reviewed. Lineage: Eukaryota; Viridiplantae; Streptophyta; Magnoliopsida; Brassicales; Brassicaceae. The coding region runs from base 207 to 578 and encodes 123 amino acids.
CAAAAACCAAAAAGCCCUGAAAUAUUUUAAUCUAUUAAUAACGUAAAAUAUAACACCCAUUCAAAGCAUACUCUUUUCUUCUCUCCAAAGAUAAUCUACACUUCUUUAUAUAUGUACACACACACAUAUAGAGACAUCUAGAUUUCACUUACACAUUCUAAAACACCUAGACCUUUAUCAAAACCAGAGAAGACCAAGAAGAAGGCAUGGCUAGAUCACCAUACUAUGGUUCAUCUUACUUAGACUACCUCUCUCUCCCAAACCCACAUCUCUGUUUCCUCUUCAUCGUCGUCUUCUUCGUGUUGUCCUUCACAUGGUACUUGAACUUCGAGUCCAUCAUCGAAGACACCCUGGACCACCUCAAGCUCGUCUUUAUAUUCACCCCUCUCUUCCUCCUCCUCCUCGUCCACUUUUUCUCCGGUGGCCUCUCCUUCUACGUCCCCUGGCCUGAACAAGACUCCAUUCACCGUGCUGGUUCUUCCCCUUGGGGCGUAGCAGCCGUGCUCGUGCUCAUAUUGUUCAUGGUUUCGUACCAGUCAGAUUUCCAGGAGAGGUGGUUCCCGUUUGGGGCUAAGUAGAUCAAUCAAAGUUUAUGAUGACCAGCUUUAGUUAUUCUCUAGCUAUAUAUGGAACAUCCAUGUAAAAUAUCAAAGUACCUGAGUAAUCUGGUAAUAAUAGAUUAUUAUAUGUAUUUUUCUUAACUUUAGUCUUUCAUGUGAACUUAAAUUAAAUAUGUGUAGGAAUGAAACUUUUUUCGAAGGUCUUAUAAAGAGAUUUGUAUAUGUACGUAGAUGAAGUUGUCUCAGCGUAUGUUUUUCUUUUAUUUGUUACAUUUCUUUUGGAAAAUGAGAUGGACUGAGACUUUUGGAUACAACAGAAAAGUUUGAUGGAUGAAUAUUGGAUGGCUAAAAUGAAUUACUAUGUGCAAUAGAAGUGAAUAUGGUGCGUAAUGUGUGUAUAUUGACUUAGACAACGAGUGGUAGUAGUGGUUUUUCUUGUCUUCUUUUGACAAGUGGGGGUUUGUUAUUGUCUAUGUAAUAUUUUCCGGAGUUUUCCACCAUUUUUUUUUUUUGCUAAGAAAUUGCAACACCUUUUGCG